Messenger RNA from Eptesicus fuscus (big brown bat), 1421 nucleotides. RefSeq names its product N-terminal EF-hand calcium binding protein 3 (gene NECAB3). Gene Ontology annotation, cellular component: Golgi cis cisterna; cytoplasm; endoplasmic reticulum. Lineage: Eukaryota; Metazoa; Chordata; Mammalia; Chiroptera; Vespertilionidae. Gene Ontology annotation, molecular function: calcium ion binding. Gene Ontology annotation, biological process: regulation of amyloid precursor protein biosynthetic process. The transcript is spliced from 13 exons. The coding region runs from base 10 to 1137 and encodes 375 amino acids. The record is from RefSeq and is a predicted model, not a curated record.
GGCGGCGCCAUGGCGUGCGCGGGGCUGCUCACCGUGUGCCUGGUCCGGCAGCCCGCGCCCCAGCCCCCGCGGUCCCCCACGCCAGCCACCGGUUCCGCGGGACACGCGCUCUUCCAGGAUGUUUUCCGCAGAGCAGACAAGAAUGAUGAUGGUAAGCUCUCAUUUGAGGAAUUCCAGAAUUACUUUGCUGAUGGGGUUCUCAGCGCUGGGGAGCUUCGGGAGCUGUUCAGCGGCAUUGAUGGGCGUUCCACUGACAAUUUGGAAACCGAGAAACUGUGUGACUACUUCUCGGAACACCUGGGUGUCUACAGGCCUGUGCUGGCUGCGCUGGAGUCCCUGAACCGUGCAGUGCUCACUGCCAUGGACACCACCAAGCUGGAGUAUGAGCGGGCCUCCAAGGUGGACCAGUUUGUGACUCGCUUCCUACUGCGGGAGACAGUGAGCCAGCUACAAGCCCUGCAGAGCUCGCUGGAGGGGGCGUCAGAGACCCUGGAGGCCCAGGCCCAGACCCGUGGGCCACGGUCAGAUGAAGAGAGAGUGAAGGUGCAGAGCAGGCCCCGUGGCAGCCGGCGGGCAGGGCGCAGGGCCUUGUGGAGCGUCAGCCGGUCACCCACCUGGUCUCCUGGCUCCUCUGACGCAGUUCAUCCUGAGGGACCUCCCAGCCUGAAUUCCCCCAUGGGCUCCACCCCAGGGCAGAGUUCAGAGGCUGAGAUGCAGUGGCGGCUCCAGGUUAAUCGUCUCCAGGAGCUCAUCGACCAACUCGAGUGCAAGGCCCCCCUCCUGGAACCCCUACAUGAAGAGGAGCUUACCAAGGGACCCAACUCGCACAUCCUCGUGUCCCAGAGGCAGGUUCCCGUGGCAGAAGAAGCCCUGCAGGACUUCUCCCGGGCCCUGCACUGCUACGUGGACUUCACAGGGGCCCAGAGCCAUUGCCUGCAUGUGUCUGCUCAGAAGAUGCUAGACAAUGCCUCCUUCACCCUGUACGAGUUCUGGCGGGAUGAGUCCUCCUGGAGAAGGCACCAGGAGUCCGCCUGCAGUAAGGCCUUCCAGCGCAUCCUCAUUGACCACCUGCGGGCUCCGGACACCCUCACUACUGUGUUCUUCCCAGCCUCCUGGUGGAUUAUGAAUAAUAACUGAUCCUGACCUGCAUUAGUCAAGGACCCUGUGGCCCUGCCUGCCUCCUUCUGGAGCUUCGGGACGGUCAAUUCAGCAUCGAGACCAAGGAUGCUGCUGCUCCUAGACCUGGAGUCUGGCUCUCAGAGGCCUCCAAGACCAGCUGGUGGAGAGUCCUCAGUCCAGGGAUCAGGGACUGGUCUGCUUGCUUUCUAUUUCUUUAUUUAUCAGUGUAUUUUAUUGUUUGUAGCUUUGGUCUCUGAGGCACUCUGGCCUCUACCUGACUCAGAAGGCCUGGAUUCUGGUUC